AUGCUCGCGCUCGCCGCCUGCGUCGUGGCACUGUAUACCGGCGACGCCUACGUACAGCUCGUUCGCGACUUCACGCAGGUGCAGGCGCAGCCGCACACGGUCUUUGCCAUCGAGUUCUUUGCCGGAUGGUGCGGCCACUGCCAGGUGCCGAAGGAGGAGAGUCUGCGCCGUGCCGCCUCAACAGAGUACCGAGCCAUGACUUACCGCUGCUGUGCCAGGCGUUUGCGCCGAGAGAUGGGUGUGAGCGGCUUCCCGAGCGUCCGCGUCUUCACGGCUGGUGCGCCUCCAACGGGCGAGGAGCUCGCCACCUGCGGGCACGGCUGCGAGUCCGCCGUCGAGGAGCCGUUUCCUAUGCCGCCAGAGGCGUUCUCGCGGCCGGUGCCGCUGCAGGACGUGACAUCGGCGGUUGUGUACGGGCUGCAGCGCGAGGUGGUCGGCGUCGCCAUCGGCGAGCAGGACGAGGCGCGGAGAGGCGCGCUGCGCGAGUGGCUAGCGACUCUGAGCGCUCUGCUGCCGGCGGAGCCCAACAGGCAGCAGAUGGGCAGGCUCGAGCUUGAGGCAAUGUGCGCACACGAGAGGGCAAUCAGCCCGGAGCGGUGGGAGGAGCUGCUCGGCGAGAUCGAGGCGCCGCUGCUGCCGACAGGCGUGGCCGCGCCUGCGCGCACAGACGCGCAGGGGGUCGCCGCGCUGCGUGCGAUCCGAAGCUACGUCCGCUUCUUCUUCGGCUGCCAGGGCUGCGCGCGCCAUUUCCUUGCGAUGAGCAACCUCGAGGCCGACCCGCUCGAUGGCGUGCGCACGGCGAGCGGGGCACGGCUCUGGCUGCCAACGCCGGCCGCCUGCCCGCAGUGCCGGCCGCGGUAUACCGCGGGCGGCCGGCGCUGGGAGCUUGGCGCGGUGGCAGAGUACUUGCACGGGACCUUCUGCCGCCCGGAGCCGGGUCGGCCUUGCAGCAGCCCCGGCACCGUCGAGUCGGCGGCCGGCAGCAGCGCCGUGAUCGGCAUCGCGCCGUACCUCACCGCGCCGAACCUCACCGCGACCGAUGCCUACUACCUCACCGCCGGCGCCGUCCUCGCCGCCUGCCUGCUCGCUUGCUAUCACUGUUGGGAGCGGGCCUCGGCGCCGGCGCCGCACGCGCAGCAGCGGCGGCGGCAGCAGACGAACCGCUUGCUGCCGCCGUCGCCCCGAUCCUGUGGUAGAGGGAUCUUGUGGCACGACUCGGACGGCAGCUCGGAUUAG
This is a messenger RNA of Emiliania huxleyi CCMP1516, 1236 nucleotides long. RefSeq lists its product as hypothetical. Bases 1 to 1236 code for a protein of 411 amino acids. NCBI's taxonomy places the organism in Eukaryota, Haptophyta, Isochrysidales, Noelaerhabdaceae. Gene Ontology annotation, cellular component: Golgi membrane. The transcript is spliced from 8 exons. Gene Ontology annotation, molecular function: flavin-dependent sulfhydryl oxidase activity; protein disulfide isomerase activity. The record is from RefSeq and is a predicted model, not a curated record. Gene Ontology annotation, biological process: protein folding.